CCCAUUCACAGGGAGAAGGUGAUUCCAGCGUCUGGGGGACUUCUCUGUCUUCUCUGGCAACCUGAUCGACGAACAUCACCAACGCCCAUAAAGUGGCGAUUUACAGGAAAUGAACGGAGCCGCUGGAAGAGGAGCCGUGUGUUUCUGUUGAGUCCGGCCGGCUCAGUUGUGUCAGUGCGGUGGUCGUGAUUUUGGAGCGAAGCCUAUUGUGUAACGGUAUCAGUUAUAGCUCUCUGAUGUAUAACAUCAACUGUGUAAGUUAGCUGCUUUAUUACUGCGUAGCUAGCUCUCCCUGCUCCGGACUGACACACCGCUGAUUUCGACUGUUUGAUCCCCGUCCACCCGAAAAAUGGCAACCAGAAUCGAUAAAGAGGCUUGCAGAGAGGCUUACAACCAAGUCAGAGACGAUAACUCGGACACCAAUUGGGCUGCGUUCAAAUACGAGGGCUCUAUGAUCAUACCUGCAGGACAAGGCUCUGACUAUGAGGACUUCAAGAGGAUGUGCACAGAUGACUCUCGUCUGUUCGGCUUCGUCCGGAUCACAACGGGAGACGCCAUGAGCAAACGAGCCAAGUUCACUCUCAUCACCUGGAUCGGCGAGAACAUCAGCGGGCUGCAGCGCGCCAAGAUCAGCACCGACAAGGCGAUCGUCAAAGAGAUCGUGCAGAACUUUGCCAAGGAGUUCAUGUUAAGUGACCUGAGGGAACUGGACGAGGACUACAUCCGUAUGGAGCUGAAGAAGGCGGGUGGGGCCAACUAUGAUGCUCAGGCUGAGUAGAGAAGGGCCGCAGUCCACUGGAAGGGUCGAG
This is a messenger RNA of Chelmon rostratus (copperband butterflyfish), 809 nucleotides long. RefSeq names its product coactosin-like F-actin binding protein 1 (gene cotl1). NCBI's taxonomy places the organism in Eukaryota, Metazoa, Chordata, Actinopteri, Chaetodontiformes, Chaetodontidae. Gene Ontology annotation, molecular function: actin filament binding. Gene Ontology annotation, cellular component: site of polarized growth; actin filament; cortical actin cytoskeleton. Bases 350 to 778 code for a protein of 142 amino acids. Gene Ontology annotation, biological process: regulation of actin filament polymerization. The transcript has 4 exons. The record is from RefSeq and is a predicted model, not a curated record.